AUGUCGCUGCUGUCCCCCGCGGGGGGGGCGGCCGCCCCCCGGCUGCUGCUGGCGCUGCUCUGCCUGUCCGCCCGGGCCGCCGCCCCCCCGCCGCCCAGCGCCCCCCCCGGGACCCCCCCGGGCCCCGCCGCGCCCCACAGCGACUCCCCCGUCCUGUCCCUCAACCUCGGCCUCAACUUCAAGAUCAAGGUGCGAAGCCAGGGAGGGCCGCGCCCCCCCGCGCCCCCCACCCCCCCGGGCGCCCCCAAGAGCCCCGGGCCCCCCCGGAGCGCCGCGCCCCCCACCCUGCCCGACCCCGGCGAUGAGCAGGGCUCCGCGGGGGCCCCGGAGGAGGCGGCGGGCCGGGGGAGCCCCCCUGGCCGCGGGGCUACGACCCCCGCCCCGGGGCGCCCCCGGGACAAGCAGCUGGAGCUGGACAUCGCCAUCGACCUGACAGCGGGGCUGGACCCCCCCCCGGGGGGCUCGAGGGCGGCCGUGCCCCCCACCAGCCUCCUGGGAGGUGGCCCCGGACGCCCCCGGUUCCUGCCGGGCCUCUCGGAGCUGGCCGGGAGACUCAGCGCCGCCGGGUUCCUGUUUCCCACGGGGCCCCCCAAGAUCGGCGCCGAGGGGGGCAACGCGUCCCUGGAGCUGGACGCGGCGGGGAGCGGCGCGGAGCCAGCGCUCUCCCCCGGCCGCCAGCCCUCCCGGGGGGCCGCGCCCCCCCCCGCCGCCGCCUCCGCCUGCACCCCCGGAUCCGCCUGCGGCUCGGGGGGGCCCGACCCGGGCGGGGCCUCCCCCGCGCCCCCCUUCUCGUGGCCCCCCCACUUCCUGCCGCUGGGCACCCCCUGGCCCGAGGCGGCGGCGCUGUGGGGCGCGGCCUGGGGGGGGCACGUCUAUGGGGCGGGGGCGGCCUUCGCCGUGCUGGGGGCGCUGGGCGCGCUGCUGCUGCUGGGGGGGCGCCGGCCGGGGCUGGCGAGGCUGCUGGGGGCGCUGCUGGCCGCGUCCGCCUUCGCCCGCGCCUUCCCCCUCUUCUUCGACCCCUACGAGCUGGGGGGGCGCCUGCCGCCCCCCGCCGCCCGGGCGCUGUUCGAGCUGCCCUUCCCGUGCCUGGGCUGGGGGCUGGCGCUGGCGCCCCCCGCGCGGGGCGCGCCGCUGCUGCUGGCGCUGGGGGUGCUGCACCUGGGGGGGGUCCUGGGGGCCGUGGGGGCGCUGGCGGCGCUGGGGGGGCCCCCGGCGCUGCUGCUGCUGCCCCGCGCUCUGUUCGCCGCGCUGGCGGCCGCGCUGGCGCUGGGGGGGCUGCGGCGCUGCGGGGCGGGCGGGGGGCGCGGCAAGCGCGGCGGGGGGGCGCGGACGGGGGUCCCGCGGCUGCUGGGGGCGGCGGGGGCGGCGCUGAGCGCGGGGCUGCAGCUCUUCGGGGCGCUGCAGGCCUGGGCUGGGGGGGGCGCCUGGCCGAGCUGGCCAUGGGGGGGGGCGCUGGCCGCGCUGGCCUUCGCCGCCCCCCCGGGCGGCCGCGCCCCCCCCGGCGGCCCCGCCGAGCCCCCCGAGGGCGGCGGCGGGCGGGGGCCGGGCGAGGAGGCGGGGGCGCCCCCCGAGUCCCCCCUGGAUGUGGACGGGGACCCCACGGCCGGGUACCGGCCCCCCUCCCCCAUCGACCUGCGCCGCUCCAUCGACGAGGCCUUGGGAGCGCCGGGAAUGUUCCGCGCCGGGAACGGCGGCAUCGGGGCCACCGGGGGCACCGGGAACACCAGGAUCAGCCUGGUAGGGAACACCGGGAGCACCGGCAUCGGGGGCACGGGCAGCACCGGGAACGGUGGGAAAACCAAGAGCAACGGGGUCAGCGUGCUCGGGAGCACCGGGAGCACCGAGAUCAGCGUCAUCAGCGCCGCCGGCAGCGCCCGCAGCGCCGGCAGCACCGGGAGCACCGGCACCAGCACCACCGCCCUGCCGGGGGGCGGCAGCUCCGGCAGCACCGGGAGCACCGGCACCAGCACCACCGCCCUGCCGGGGGGCGGCAGCGCCGCCAUGCCGGGGCUGGGCACGGGGAGCGCCGGGAGCGCCAUCGGCACAGCCGGGGCUGCGGCAGCGGGCGGCACCGGCACCGCGGGGGCGGGCACGGAUGGCACGGCUGGGCCCUGCAGCGCCUGGCACCGCUGGCCCGUCAGACCCCGGCUCCUCUGGCACAGCUGGGACACGGGGGCCUGGCGCUGCUGCCCCCCCCGGUGCCCCCGGUGCCCCCGGUGCUCCCGGUGCCCCCGGUGCUCCCGGUGCCGGCAGCUCGGCCCCCCGCGGCCCCCCCACCGCCCCCCGCCCCCCCGGGCUGUCCCGCGCCGCCUCCUGCGGGGGACCCUCCGGGGGGGGCCCGGGGGGGGAUCCCGGCGCUGCCCCCUCGGGCCGGGGACCCUCCCGGGGGGGGCCGAGCCCCGGGACCCCCGCGCAGGGCCCCCCCCGGGCAGCGCCGCCCCCGCUGCGGCCGUCGCAGAGCUGGGCUGA
Haemorhous mexicanus (house finch) is the source of this 2469-nucleotide messenger RNA. It is a transcript of the gene PRRT4, whose product is annotated as proline rich transmembrane protein 4. The transcript is spliced from 5 exons. The coding region runs from base 1 to 2469 and encodes 822 amino acids. The record is from RefSeq and is a predicted model, not a curated record. NCBI's taxonomy places the organism in Eukaryota, Metazoa, Chordata, Aves, Passeriformes, Fringillidae.